Molecule: messenger RNA, 321 nt
Organism: Paramecium sonneborni
Lineage: Eukaryota; Ciliophora; Oligohymenophorea; Peniculida; Parameciidae
Source: the annotation of a GenBank genome assembly
AUGAUAGGUCCAAAAUCAAUAUUUUAGAUUCCUAUUUCAGAAUAUUAGAAUCAAACUAAUGAUGAUAUCGAGUGUUUAGAUGAUUAUUAUACUGAAACUUUGUAAAAAGAUGACUUAUCAACUUCCUAAUUCAUUAUUCUCAAACCCACACAUAAAUUAAAACAAAAUAAAAGAGUUAGAUUCAAUUUAGAUAUUGUCUUAUGCCAAUUUUGUAGAGAUGAACCAGCCCUUACGAUUUCUAAAUAAAUCAAAUAACUUAUUAUGUCAAGACCAAAAUUACAGUGGGUCAACCCCACAUUCGUUAACAUUAAAUAAAAAUGA